GUUGGAGGCAAGACUGCCCCUCGGUGAACUAUCGUGACCAUGCAGACAUAGCAGGACCAGCUUGCAGCACCCAAGGCUAUUGGAACGGCGCUGCUCACAUGGGUGGCAACACUAGUGGCAUGGUCUGGAGCAUCAAGUCUAUAACUGAUUGCUUCAAAAAUUCCAGGGGUGCUGUCUUUCAGGACAUCCGAACGACAGAAGGAAGCACCUAUGAGUUGGAAUUCUACACCAUUGAUGCCUUCAGGAACUACAAGACAUCGAAUGAAACGCAGGUGCAUGUUGAGGUGCAGUCGCCCACUGGGACCACCCUCAUUGAUGAAGCCAUUGCUGUGAUGGGAUCUGCCUUUGAGCCUGUGGAUGGCAGCUGGAGCUUUGCUGGCCCGUUUCCCUUCCAGGCUUCGAGUGAGAACACUCGUAUCUACUUCUAUGCGGGAGGCUCGGCUUGUCCUAUGCUGGACAACGUUCGAGUAAGAGUGACGAAAGAAGCAGAGACUACAACCACUGAAGCUCCGGAGACUACACCUUCGACUACCACGAUGGCAAGAUCGAGCAGUGACACCGCAGCAGCUGCCACAGCUAAAUCGAUCGCAACAGCCGAGGCUGCCCUCAAGGCUGGAGCCACUGCGGCCGCCACAGUGCUGCGCAAUGGUGGGAAGGCACAUGAGCAGUCGCUGGCGGCCGCGAAUGCUGCCGCCGCUGUCUCCAAGAGCAGUGGCCGCAGCUUGCCGCAACAAGCGUUCAUAGCUGCGAAGGCUGCGGCCUUGGCCAUCCAAGCUGCAGGUGAAACGGUUGAGCUCCAAUGUGCUGAGGCAGGUCGAGCGGCCUUUUUUGUGUCCAAAUCUGGUGGGCUAGCAGAAGAUCAGAUUGCUUCACGGGCUGGUGAUGCGGCAGUAUCUGCUGUCAAGCCACAAAACUUGCAGUCUCAACAAAUGGUCGAGUGUGUGGCUGCAGCAGUGAAGACAGCUUGCAAAUCGGCUGGCAUGGAUUCAGAAGCACAAGCAGAAUGUGCUGGCUCCUCUGCGAUUUCAGCUGCCCAGAGAGCAAACAUGACUGAGGAUGAGCAAGCAGAAGCUGCUGGCAAGGCUGUAGAAGCAGUCAUGUACAUGAAGCAUGAUACCAGCAUGGAUGCAUGGGGACAGCUCACCACUAGCCCUGCCACGACCACUACAACCAAGAAUCCUGAGAUUGAGGAGCUCUUGCACGAGGUGCAGGAAGCCAAGGCUGCCGCUGGCUUGGCCGCCGGUGCCGCAGCCGAGGCGGCUGCCGCCGCAGCCAAAAGCCGCGAGGGGUCGGCAAGCAGCACGACGAUGAUGAGUGUGGCACGGGGUGCCAGCUAUGAGACUGAGGUGUUCGUCACAGAUCAUCCCACUGCGGAAAUACCUGAGGCACAUCCAACGGAGCGUCCCUUCACCAGCACCACACACAAGCUCUGGAAAAAUGCCUGCCCUGACAAGACCCGCGCUCCACGUGGCACGUGGGUCGUCUACAACCUGAGUAGUACGCCCAUCCUGCACUCCUGCCUGGUGAAGCCGAUGAAGGAUCGUGUGCCUGAAGAGUGUUGCAAUGCUCCAGGCGCUCUAAACUUAGUUGGUGCCACCUUUGAGGAGCUCUACUACAGCAAUGACUACGGCUCCUGCGUGACUUUGACCCAUGCAGGGCCACUGGCGGGAAAGACCAGCAAGUUGCAGUGCAAUUCGGACAACUCCGUCACUUACGGAGAAGGUCGGUGUGGCGAGGACUGCAGUUGCAGCUUUCAAGAUGUCUACACGCCAGGCUGA
Messenger RNA from Durusdinium trenchii, 1778 nucleotides. Lineage: Eukaryota; Dinophyceae; Suessiales; Symbiodiniaceae. The record is from the annotation of a GenBank genome assembly.